AUGUGCUGGCUUAACUCCGAUCAUCGGCGAUACUCGCAAUUCGUUGCCUUCCGCGUUGGGGAAAUAUUAGAAUCCACUGACAUUUCAGAGUGGAGAUGGUUAUCUGGAAAGCUAAACGUAGCUGAUGAAGCCACGAAAUGGCAGCGAUUGCCGGAUCUGACGAACAACAGUCGGUGGUUUAACGCACCAUCUUUUCUUUGGAGUGCACACAACGGAUGGCCGGUGCCAUCAUUCAAUGUCGAGAAAACAACUGAAGAGAUUCGACCAAACCUUUUACACCAUUCCGAAAGUCCGAUUACUGAAAUCUUGCAGCCAGAAAACUUUUCGAGCUGGAAACAUCUGGUGCGGCUAACAGCUUAUGUACGGCGAUUCCCGACAAACGCUAGGCGCAAACAAGCAGGAGGAAUUCCCGUUACAGGUCCUCUUACGCGGGAUGAAAUGGCACAAGCACAAAGGUUCCAUGUGAAGCGAGCUCAAGAAAUGUCUUACGGUGCUGAGAUUAAGAUUCUGAUGGUGACGAUCAGUGCUACAGUUAAAAAGACCUUACCCAAACAAAGUGCGCUCUUCAAAGUUUGUCCGUUCAUGGAUAACGAUGGUGUUAUGCGCAUUCACAGUCGUAUUGAUGAAAGCGAUUUCGCUGGGAAAUAUACGAACUAUCCCAUUGUUCUACCGCGUGACCACCCUGUCACGAAACUAAUCCUCCAAGAAAUUCACCAACGUUAUCAUCACCAAUGUCAAAAAACAUUCAUCAAUGAAGUUAGCAGGAAGUACUACAUUCCUCGCGUGCACGUUGUAUGCUGGAGAAUUCGACGAGAAUGUCAACGCUGUAAGAUUCGAUCUGCGAAGCCAAACCCACCAGCUAUGGGAAAUCUACCAAAAGCCCGUUUGGCAGCAUAUAUUCGUCCGUUUUCCUACACGGGCGUGGACUACUUCGGCCCCAUGACCGUAGUAGUUGGUCGUCGGUCAGAGAAACGAUGGGGAGUCUUAAUGACCUGCCUAACAACUCGAGCAAUUCACAUCGAAAUAGCUCACUCGCUGUCAGCGGAUUCAUGCAUAAUGGCUCUGCGAAACUGCCUAUCGCGAAGAGGAACUCCCGUGCAAAUUAUUAGCUAUCGCGGCACGAACUUUAUAGGGGCCGAUAAAGAGUUGAAAAAAGCACUAGCUGAUUUAGACCAGAACAAGAUGGUCGCAGAGUUCACAACACCUGAAACCUCCUGGACGUUUAAUCCACCAGCGUCCCCACAGAUGGGUGGCUGCUGGGAGCGACUAAUCCAAUCAGUAAAAAAGGUUCUAGCAGAAAUUCGUCCAUCGCGCCUUCCCACAGACGAAGUGCUGAGAAACGCUUUAUUGGAGGUUGAAAACAUCAUUAACAGCAGGCCGCUUACACAUGUUCCGAUUGAUCACGAGUCGUCGCCGGCAUUAACACCUAAUCAUUUUCUUAUCGGUUCCUCUAAUGGGUCGAAACCACUUGUUCCAUAUGACGAUAGUACCACGGCUCUACGACAGACCUGGAAGGUGUCUCAAAUGAUAGCAAAUAUGUUCUGGAAACGCUGGAUAUUAGAUUACUUACCUACAAUAACUCGCAGAACUAAAUGGUUUCUACCGACGAAGCCAAUUACGGUUGGGGAUAUUGUAAUCAUAGUCGAUCCCAACUCACCCAGAAACUGCUGGCCCAAAGGCAGAGUUGUGGCAGUAAAACCGUCAAAAGACGGUCAAGUGUGCUCAGCGACAGUUCAGACAACAUCAGGAUUAUAUGAAAGACCGGCGGUGAAGUUGGCAGUGCUGGACGUCGGUGCAAAUUUAAGUACCCGGACCCAGGGUCCAACUACUGGGGGGGAUUGUUGUGCACACCCCUCGUGUGGCAACGCACCUAGUAACCAGUCAUCUUAA
Molecule: messenger RNA, 1890 nt
Organism: Topomyia yanbarensis
Lineage: Eukaryota; Metazoa; Arthropoda; Insecta; Diptera; Culicidae
Exons: 1
Coding region: 1-1890 (629 amino acids)
Biological process (GO): DNA integration
Molecular function (GO): nucleic acid binding
Source: RefSeq, a predicted model, not a curated record